This is a messenger RNA of Talaromyces rugulosus, 1491 nucleotides long. RefSeq lists its product as uncharacterized. The record is from RefSeq and is a predicted model, not a curated record. Gene Ontology annotation, molecular function: heme binding; metal ion binding. Bases 1 to 1491 code for a protein of 496 amino acids. NCBI's taxonomy places the organism in Eukaryota, Fungi, Ascomycota, Eurotiomycetes, Eurotiales, Trichocomaceae. The transcript is spliced from 5 exons.
AUGACUAUACCCCAGGUCAAGCCUUCUACUAUUGAGAAGGCCUUCCCUUAUAUCAACCAUGACCCUGCUACCCUACCGCACUCGGUGGACCCCUUCACCAUCACUACCGGGUCAGGCUUUAUGCCAUACCAGGUAGCCCCUACUACCAUCCCACCCAUCUUCAAGCCUCUUACAGACCUCCUCGAGCGCAUGCCUGUCCUCAAGCUUGACGGCAAACCAGGCCUGCUAGCUACCUAUGAACUCGGAAAAGCAGUCGAGGGCUUUCCCGACUUGACCGACGAGAUUGACAAGGUGCUAACCAAGGAUGGAAAGAGGGAUUUGUUUACUCUCACUGCCAUCUUCCGUGACUACUCCUAUGUUGCCUCGUCAUACAUCUUGGAACCUUGCUGGGAGAAUUGGUGCAAGAACCCCGAGGGAGGAUAUGGUAUAGGCCGAGAGCUUCUUCCUCAUGCUAUCGCUGGUCCCAUGUGGCGUUGCGCAGAAAUCUUGGACCUUCCUCCUUUCUUAUCUUAUGCUGCAUCAUAUGCACUCUUCAACUACACUCUGGUAGACCCCUCCAAGGGCCAUGAAUAUGACAACCUACGCCUGAUCCGAGGAUUUGAAAAUGGUCUCGAUCCAAAGAGUUCCGAGGCCGGGUUUAUCCUAACCCACAUUGACAUGGUCAAAGAGACUGCUCCAAUGAUCGACGGAGCUGUCAAGAUUCUUGACGGUGUUGAAUCCGGAGACCGUGAUACUGUCAAUGACGGUUUCCGGGAAAUCCUUAAAGCCAUGGAAGUCAUCGAAGCAUCUAUGGAAGAGAUGUGGAAGAACUCAAAGCCAUCUGACUAUCUCACAUUCCGUGUUUUUAUCUUUGGAAUCACAUCGCAAUCGAUGUUCCCCAAUGGUGUUGUCUACGAGGGCAUAAACGACAAUCAGCCCAUGUACUUCCGAGGGGAGAGUGGAGCAAACGAUUCUAUCAUUCCGCUACUCGAUCACUUGCUUCAGAUCCCCAUGCCAAACACGCCAUUGACCAAGAUCUUGCACGAGUUCCGCGCCUACCGUCCCCGGCCUCAUCGCGAAUUCCUCGCAUAUGUCGCCAGCACGACCGAAAAGCUCAAUGUUCAAAAAUUUGCAGUCCAGGAUGAGGAAACUGCAAUUCUCUACUUGAAGACUCUUGAUCACGUCCGCAGCUUCCGCUGGCGCCACUGGCUGUUUGCUCGCGAGUAUAUCAUUCGACGGACCUCGCACCCGACUGCCACCGGCGGUAGUCCUAUUGUCACUUGGCUCCCAAACCAGCUCUCUGCAGUCAUGGAUCUCAUGGUCGAGACAUACGACAACCACGUCAGAGACAAGGCAACAUCUAUUCCCGUCGACGGCCCCAUCUCCAACGGAGAGCCCGACUUUAUUGCCACGUAUAAAAAGCAGAUUGUACCCAUGAUGGACCAGGUUCACGAUCAACGCGAGAAAUUGGCCCGUGAGGUAGAGCGGUGGUGCCAGGAGCGAGGUGUUUAG